Medicago truncatula (barrel medic) is the source of this 836-nucleotide messenger RNA. RefSeq names its product zinc finger protein ZAT11. The transcript has a single exon. The coding region runs from base 121 to 675 and encodes 184 amino acids. Lineage: Eukaryota; Viridiplantae; Streptophyta; Magnoliopsida; Fabales; Fabaceae. The record is from RefSeq and is a predicted model, not a curated record.
UUCUAAUUCUCCUAGAGUUUCAAUAUUCCCUUUCAAACUUCCACAACCAUUUUCACACCUUAUAACAUCUAAAUUUAGUUUUUGUUGCAUUCUUCGCAUAUACAUAUAGUUUCUUGUGCUAUGAAGAGGGCAAGAGAGGUUGAUAGCAUAACCAUGGCAAAUUGUUUGAUGUUACUUUCUCGUGGAAGUGAUCAAUUUGAAGCCACAUAUUCAUCUACCACUUCAAACAAUCGUGUGUUUGAAUGUAAAACAUGUAAUAGACAAUUUCCUUCAUUUCAAGCCCUAGGUGGUCAUAGGGCAAGUCACAAGAAACCAAGGUUGAUGGGAGAAAAUAUUGAUGGUCAAUUGCUACAUACACCCCCAAAGCCUAAAACACAUGAGUGUUCUAUUUGUGGAUUGGAGUUUGCAAUAGGACAAGCUUUAGGUGGCCACAUGAGGAGACAUAGAGCUGCAAAUAUGAACGGAAAUAAAAACAUGCACAAUUCUAAUAAUACUAUGAGUUGUAGCAGUGGUGGUGGUGGUGAUAGUAGUAUCGAUUCUUCACAAAAGAUGAAAGCUAGAAACAAGAGAGUUUUGGUUUUGGAUUUGGAUUUGAAUUUGACUCCCUUUGAGAAUGAUAUGGAGUUUCUGAAGAUUGGAAAGGCAACUGCUAAUUUGAUUGAUUAUUUUCAUUGAAUGUUUUGAAUACUUCAUUAUUUGAUUUGAGAGUUAGUUAGUGUAUCAUAGAUAAAUUAUAUCCUUUUUAUUUUAGUCUAUAGUUUUUUUCCUUCAUGAAAUAUAGUCUAUACUUAUGUAUACUUUUAUAUAAUCAUACUCAAUGAAAUUUCGUUCAUUAA